AUGUUCGUUCAAGCAAAAAAGUGCUUGCUUGAGCGAAUAAAUUAUGAAGAACAUUCUCAACUUGUUUCGAAUAAAGGUGCCCCCAGGAUUGAGUGUUCCCGCUCUGCUUCAAUUCGAGUUGUUGCGAUGGGAGCUCAAGAGAAAUCACAGGCUAAUACUAAUUCGAUGCAGGCAAGCUUCUCUGUUCGUGUCAAGGUAUAUCGUCUGAAUGAUGAAGGGAAAUGGGAUGACCAGGGUACAGGACACGUCACAGUUGAUUAUUUAGAGCUUUCACUAGUGAUUGACUUGCCUAUCACUAAGAAACCUUUAAAGCGAUCAGAAGAGCUGGGCUUAUUUGUUUAUGAUGAGGACGAUAAUGAGACCAUACUUUUACAUCGCAUCAGUUCUGAUGAUAUUUAUAGGAAACAAGAAGAUACAAUCAUCUCAUGGAGAGAUCCAGAAUAUGCUACAGAACUGGCACUUAGCUUUCAAGAUCCUAGUGGUGAGCCAUUUCAUGGUGUCAACAGUGAACCAAGGGAGUUGCCUGCUGUUGAGCUGUCAACACUUCCUUUGAUUCUAAAGACUGUGGUUGACAGUGGCUUUGCAGAUCAGUUGCGGCUUUCAGAACUGAUAUCAAGUGAUCAAGAGUUUUUUCGGAAGCUGAUGGAAGUAUUCAGAAUGUGUGAAGACUUGGAAAAUAUUGAUGGCCUUCAUAUGAUUUUCAAAAUAGUCAAAGGGAUCGUUUUGCUAAAUAGUCCAUUGAUUUUUGAGAGAAUAUUUAGUGAUGACUUUAUAGUGGACAUUAUUGGUGCCCUCGAGUAUGAUCCAGAGCUUCCUCAUGUUCAACAUCAUCGUAAAUUCUUAAAGGAGCAUGUUGUUUUUAAGGAGGCCAUACCUAUAAAAGAUCCCAUUGUGUUGUCAAAGAUACAUCAGACAUAUAGAGUUGGUUUUUUGAAGGAUGUUGUUCUGGCUAGAUUAUUGGAUGAGGGUGUUGGUGCAAAUCUUAACGCUAUAAUACAUUCAAACAAUGCCUAUGUUGUCUCUUUGUUGAAGGAUGACAGUACAUUUAUCCAGGAGUUGUUUGCUAGGUUAAAAUCACCCACCACGUCUCAAGAAUCAAAGAAGAAUUUGGUAAGCCAUGUUGAAGAUAUUGUUGAAUUUGCUUUUCUUUGUCUAUACUUGGAGGAAAGCUAUUCCCCUUGCAAGCCUCAUCACCUCCCAAUACAAGUUUUAGAAGAGGCUUUAAUGAAAGAGAGAUGGUUUACUGAUAGAGUUCAGAGCAAAGUAGUCGGAACCAGUGUUACUAAAGCUGAGCUUGGUCAGCUGGACUGGGAUCUAAUGAAUGAAGGUAUCUUUGAUGUUGUCACCGAUGUCUUGCAAAAUCAAGACAAGAAGCUUGUGCUAACUGGAACAGAUAUCCUUAUUCUUUUCUUGAAUCAAGAUCCUAAUCUCUUGCGAUCCUAUUUUGUUCGACAGGAAGGAUUUGCGCUUCUAGGACUUUUGGACAAAACUCAUACAGCAUCUUUGGUUAAAGGAAUGCUAACAGAUUUUGGGGACAACAUGCACUGCCAGUUUCUUGAAAUUCUUCGCAAUUUAUUGGAUUCAUGUACAUUGUCUGGACCACAGAGGGACACUAUUAUUGAUAUAUUCUUUGAGAGGCAUUUGGGGCAAUUGAUUGAGGUUAUUACAGCAUCUUGUCCUUCAGAAAAUACUUCUGGUGAAAGUGAUAAAUCAAUAGGUCCUGGACGAAGUGUUCAGUGUCAGAAUGAAACAAAGCCGGAGAUACUAUCGAACAUAUGUGAAUUACUAUGCUUUUGUGUCCUACAUCAUCCAUACAGAAUAAAGUGUAACUUUCUUCUUAAUAAUGUAUUUGAAAAAAUAUUGCUGUUGACACGAAGAGCUGAAAGAUACUUAGUUGUUGGUGCUGUCCGGUUUGUUCGAACUAUUCUGUCGCGCCAUAUUUGGAGUGUUAACCUGCAGGAUGAGCAUUUGAUAAAUUAUGUUGUUAGGAAUAAUGUUCUCAAACCAAUCAUUGAUGCCUUUGUUACUAAUGGCAACCGCUACAAUCUGCUCCAUUCUGCUGUUCUAGACCUGUUUGAGUUUAUUCGGAAGGAGAAUCUGAAAGUAUUGCUGAAAUACAUAGUUGAUUCGUUUUGGGAUCAGCUGAUGAAAUUUGAGUAUUUGGCUUCAAUUCACUCACUAAAAGUAAAAUAUGAGCAGUGUUUGGAUAAUGGUGGGAUAAAAGAUGCCGCUACUGUUGUGGACCUUCGAAGACGAAAUGAUGAGCGUGCUCUGGAGAGAGAAGAAGAACGGUACUUUAAUGAGGACAGUGAUGACGACGAUGUUGCAUCUGCAUCUGUUCCGCGUAAUCAAAAAGGACACCAGCAACCUAAUCUAUCCAACGGAGUAGCUGCAAGCUAUUCACAGCUAAGUCCAAGGUCAUUGGUUGACUACGAGGAUGAUGAGGACGAUGAAGAUUACAAGCCACCACCAAGGAAGCAGUCAGAAACUUCCGAGGAAGAUGAUGGCGUAAUGGAGUCUCUCAGGCUGAAGAGGAAAUUACCUUCAAAAGAUAAGGAGCCUGAACUUGUUAAGAAACAGAAGUUAUCAAAGAAUCCUAAAUCUAAAGAUAAUGUUUUUGCUGCCUUGUGUUCAACAUUGAGCCAAGCUGUGCUACCUAGUAGUAAGAAAACAUCGAUCAACAUUCAGACAAGUGCUCGAACAGUUGAGGGGAGGAUGGGCUCAAGUGAAAAUAAUCAGGGAGAUGUACAAAGUAUUUCUAGAAGCAGCUCCGAUGAUAGCCACAUUGCAUUGGAAGACAAUCACAUUGAGAAAGAGGCUGAAGACUCUAGAAGCUUUUCUGAUUGCUUGCAUGCAAAAUCAGAGAACAUACAAUUGGGUGGAGAGGAACGUCCAUUGGUUGCCCCAAAGUCCUCACCGGAGAUGGCUAGCUUUGAGACGAAGGAAAUUUACCAACAAGGGGGUAAAAUUCUGCUUAUGCGUUGCAUCGAGGACGUGGGAAUACUUGGGAAACUGAACGAGAAUUUUUGUUGGGUGUUAAGUGUUAAUGAAGAUGAAGUAGCAGCAGUAGCUUGGAGAAGCAGUGUCCCUUUGAUGAGAUUAGUUGCUUUCACGAAGGGGGACUCUUCCACCUUGGCCACCCUUUUCUUAAUCUCAUUGCCGAGAGUUUCGUCAAAGCUGCUGGAGUACCUAUCUUCUCUUCCAAAACUUAUUGGAGCGGUUCAAGCUGUGUCUCGAUUGGCUGCAGGAAUAUAUUCAGGACUUACAUAUGCGCUGAAGGAGACUCGGGGAGCUAGUGACUGGAAAAAUAGCGCAGUGGCAGGGGCAAUUACUGGGGCAACACUUGCACUUACAUCAGGAUACUCAUCUCACGAACAUGCGUUGUUGUUUCUCAAAUUUGAGGCCAUAUAUGAUAAGAACAUGACUAGUAAGAAGGAAGAGAAAUCUCAGGCUGCAGCUGAAAGAAUCAAGGCUGCGACCCUGAGUGCUGCUAAGGGUCUUAGCCGAGCCCAGGCUGAAAGGGCGGCUGCUGCGGCGGCCCGGAAUGUCAAUGCUUAUGGGCAGAAGGAAGAAGGGCCUAGCAGAUGGCAGGAGAAAAGAGAAGCUAGGAGGCAGAUGUAUUUGAUGAGUACUGAGAAAGCUGUUAAAUUGGGUGAAAGGAAAGACCUUAAGCCUGCAAUGGCGGCUGCUGGUGGAGCGGCACUGUGCCAAAAGUGUUUCCAAAGUGGCCACUGGACAUAUGAAUGCAAGAAUGAACGGGUUUACAAUUCAAGACCUUCACGGACACAGCAACUAAAAAACCCUAAGUUGAGGUUGAAUAACUCAGUGACUUAUGAUUUGGAUGAUAAUGUUGCUCAUAAGGCAAAAACAAGUUCCACACAAACCAAAAGGAAGCAUAGGUCUGACUCUGAUUCUGGAAGUGAUAGCGAGGAUUCAGUUUUUGAGACUGAUAGUGGCAGUGGGUCAUCUUCUGGUACGGGGUCAGAUUAUUCUUCUGAAAGUAGUUCAGGUUACAGCUCAUCUUCUGAUUCAGAGGAAGAACGAAGAAGAAGGAGGAGGAAGAAGAAGCAGAAAAGAGGGAGACGGAAGAGGUACAGUACAUCUUCAGAAUCAUCUGAGUCUGAUUCUGCUUCAGACUCUGAUUCUGAUGAUAAAAGCAGCAGGAAAAAGAAGAGGCAUAAUCGAAGACACUGA
Molecule: messenger RNA, 4194 nt
Organism: Sphenostylis stenocarpa
Lineage: Eukaryota; Viridiplantae; Streptophyta; Magnoliopsida; Fabales; Fabaceae
Source: the annotation of a GenBank genome assembly